Messenger RNA from Penicillium maclennaniae, 2556 nucleotides. Its product is annotated as putative C6 transcription factor (NirA). Gene Ontology annotation, biological process: regulation of DNA-templated transcription; DNA-templated transcription. The transcript has 6 exons. The coding region runs from base 1 to 2556 and encodes 851 amino acids. Gene Ontology annotation, molecular function: DNA-binding transcription factor activity, RNA polymerase II-specific; zinc ion binding; DNA binding. The record is from RefSeq and is a predicted model, not a curated record. NCBI's taxonomy places the organism in Eukaryota, Fungi, Ascomycota, Eurotiomycetes, Eurotiales, Aspergillaceae.
AUGGCAGAUCGCGAUGCUCCCUCGGGCCCGAAAAGGCGCUGUGUCAGCACGGCGUGCAUCGCCUGUCGCAGACGGAAGUCCAAGUGUGAUGGAAAUCUCCCUAGCUGUGCUGCCUGUUCCUCUGUCUACCAUACGCCAUGCAUCUAUGAUCCAAGCUCAGACCAUCGCCGUAAGGGAGCGUACAAGAAAGAAAACGAUACAUUUCGGACCAAACAUACCACUCUGCAGACCUUGAUUCAGGCUUUACUAAAUUACGAGGAUGAAGACGAUGCCAUUGACUUGGUGCGCCAGAUGCGCUCUUGCGACAGUCUCGAAGAUGUCGCAAAAUCACUCGUGGCCCGGCAAAAGGGCCUCUUAUCUACAGGCCCGAGAGCUCCAGAGCAAACGGCCAGUGAGAGUCCAGAACCCGUGGAUCAGUUCGAGACUGAGCUGUCUGGUAAGAUGAGUGAGCUCAUGUUAGACGGGUCUCGCAAAUUCAUUGGAGGCACCUCCAACCUCAUUUUCCUUCCACCCGGAUUCGAGCUACAGGAGUUAGCUUCGAUGGCCGAUGCCUCAGCCAGCCCUGCCGGCGAUGCACAGUCCGUCGUACGCUGGACACAAGUCACAGACGAUGCAUCAUUGAUCGGCCAUCUCAUGACAAUGUACUUCACAUGGCACUAUCCAUUCUUCACUAUUCUGGCCAAAGAUUUGUUUUAUCGAGACUAUACCCGGGGCGUACCAAGUGCAUAUUGCUCGUCUUUGUUGGUCAACUCGAUGCUGGCUCUCGGCUGCCACUUCAGCUCGUGGCAAGGAGCCUUUUUAGAUCCCCAGAAUGCUGCAACGGCGGGUGAUCAUUUCUUCAAAGAGGCCAAGCGGCUCAUUUUGGAAAAUGACGAACAUGAAAGUUCGAAGCUCUGUACGAUCCAGGCCUUUGCACUCAUGUCUGUGCGUGAAGCCGGCUGCGGUCGCGAAGGUAAAGGCUGGGUCUAUAGCGGUCUGAGUUUCCGCAUGGCGUUCGAUCUCGGGCUGAAUGUUGAUGCGGCAAAUCUCGGGGCGCACAACCUGAGUGACGAAGAAGUCGAUGCUCGUCGCAUUACCUUCUGGGGUUGCUUCCUUAUCGACAAGUGCUGGUCGAAUUAUCUCGGUCGUCAACCCCAACUGAUCUCAGCGAAUACCAAUGUGCCUAAAUUCGAUGUUCUGCCAAAGGAAGAGAUGGAAGCCUGGGCGCCGUACAGCGAUGACGGCGUGAGCCAGGAUAAUGUUCAACCUUCGCGAACCAGGACUGUUGCUUUGCAAUUAUCAAAAUUAUGCAAGAUCAGCGGUGAUCUUCUCGUGUUCUUCUAUCAUCCUUCCGAGAUGGAAAAAUCCCAACAGAAGCAAUCGGAGCUCAAGAAACUCAGCGAUGUUCACACACGCCUUGAAGCAUGGAAAAAAGAACUCCCCAGGGAGCUCGAACCUAAGGACGGACAACUGCCCCAGGUCCUCGUCAUGCACAUGUUUAAUCAUCUCCUUCUGAUCCACCUCUACCGGCCGUUCUUGAAGUACAACAAGACCAACACAACAUUACCUUCACACGUGUCGCCACGCAAGAUCUGCACACAGGCUGCCUCGGCAAUCUCAAAGCUGAUGCGCAUGUACAAACGCACCUAUGGUCUUAAACAGAUCUGUAAUAUUGUCGUUUACAUAGCCCACACUGCAUGCACUAUUCAUCUCCUCAAUCUGCCUGAGAAGAACGCCCAACGGGAUAUAAUACACGGUCUCAAAAACCUCGAAGAGAUGGCCGAAGGCUGGCUCUGUGCUCGUCGAACACUACGCAUUCUCGAUAUUUCUGCCAACAAAUGGCAAGUCGAAUUGCCUUCCGAAGCCAGUGCUCUCUUCGAGCGUACCCAUGCCAAAUGGGGCUCCUGGGGCUCAUGGGAUCAAGCGACAUCUCCGUCCACCUCCGUUGAAUCUCCAAUUACCCACGCAACACUGCAAUCCGCCGUCACUAAACAAUUCCCUCUCAACUCUGUUCCCGUUAUGGGCGUCUCAAUGGGCCCUCAAUAUCCUUCCACAAUGACCUCAAUGCCCCCGAUGCAGGCCGCACCGCGUCCAGCAGUACCGGGACCUGACUUAGCACCACCAGAACCAACAUAUCUCCGCCCAAUAUCACAAGUCCAAUAUCAAAUGCCGGCACUUGCAUCUUCCGGUCCAUCCACCGAUCCGAGUCCAAAUGCCUGGUACGAUACAUCCGGCGCCCCAGUCGCACCCCGCAAUACAACUCCGGUAUCAACCGCAUCACCUGUCAGUGGAUUCGAUGGCACUGAAAACCUAGUCGAACAGAGUCAUGACUGGUGGAGCCGAAAUGCCACUGCGCUAGGCUUGGGCAUGGAGAAUUGGGGUGGACCGUGGAGUCCAGAUGUCUCCAACCCCCAUCUCCAAUAUGAAAAUAAUCCUAGCCAGUUCAUGCCGAUGGGUCGGCGUUCCAGUCCAGGCUCUGUUUCUGACUAUCAGCCGCAUGUUGGCAUGCCAAUGCCGAACAUGAGCUCUCCGGUGGAGAGUCAUGUAACACCCGGAUUUGAGGAACGCUGGCAAUGA